This is a messenger RNA of Hydra vulgaris (swiftwater hydra), 2505 nucleotides long. Its product is annotated as NACHT, LRR and PYD domains-containing protein 3. The record is from RefSeq and is a predicted model, not a curated record. Gene Ontology annotation, cellular component: cytoplasm. NCBI's taxonomy places the organism in Eukaryota, Metazoa, Cnidaria, Hydrozoa, Anthoathecata, Hydridae.
AAUAUUGGAAAAAGUUAUCUGAACAUUGUCCAUCAUUACUGCUUCGUUAUAUUUUAAGAUUUCACUCGGGUUUCUACAACAUAAUGGGCAAUGGUCUGUUUUACGGCUCAGUUAGAAAAAAAGUGUCUAGAAAUGAAAAGGCUUCUGAUAAAUUUAUUUCAAAGCGUUUUGGUGUGGUAAGCUAUAAUAUUAAAAGAGAUUGGAUGCAAUGGGGACACCUAGAUCUAAGUAAUUCAGAUAUUAAUAACACUUACUCUGAUGACAAAAAUUGUUAUAAAAAAAAAUAUAAUGUUUUAAAAAAAUGGAAGCAAAAAGGUGGAAACCCUUCAUGGGAGCAAACAAAUAUAAAGAUGACAGCUUUUGACCGUUUAUAUAAUGGUGAUCAAAUUGAACAAAAAUGUAGAGAGAUAACAAGUUCACCAAAAAAAAGUUCCAAAGUUUGUUCUAAAAAAGAUUUGUUGAGAAUAUCGGCUGAACUAAAAAAGUUUUAUCUUGAAUAUUAUGGGAAAAUUGAUGAACUUCAACCACUAUUAAAAACGUCUGCAGAAAUUGAUCUAUUACAAAAGUUUGUUGACCUAUGCAUUGUUGAAGCAGUGAAUGUUCAUAAGGAUCAUUCAGUAAAUGCUGUUUUUAGUGCUAGAGGAAAGAUAUUUCUUGAAAAGCAAAUAUAUUAUACACCAGUUCUAUAUAGUGAAAUAUUUACAAAGGAAAAAUCAGUUUUGUUAAUAUCUGGAAUAGCUGGUAUUGGGAAAACAUGGUUGCUUAGAAAAUGUUUGCUUAAUUGGUCAAAUAAUUUAAUUUGGAAAAAUGUUAAACUUGUAUUUUAUUUGGAAUGUAGGAGACUUAAUCAAUAUCCAAAUAUUUCUAAUAUUAACGAAUUACUAAAUGUUUUCUACAAAGAUAUUCUAAACAACUUUGUCAUUAAUAGUCACACUGCGCUGUUUAUAAUUGAUGGAUUAGAUGAAUUUAAAUAUUUUAAUGAGUUAUUAAAUCCAAGUUUGACUACUAAAUUCCCAAUUGUUACUGCUUUAGAAGAUGUUCAAAAGUACAAACAUGUAAUUGCUGGUAGAGUUUAUGCAUUAGAUCAAUACAAAAGUAUAUCAAGAAAACAUAGCAAUAAGUUAACCAUUCAAAUAAUGGGGUUUAACGAAAAGGGAAUAAACAAUUAUGUUGAAAAUCACGAUAUGAAAAUAAAUAAGGAAACUGUAAAAACAACUUUAAAGGAAUCUCAAAUUGCUAGCGCAAUGGCAUCUGUUCCGUUUUAUUUAUCGUCAAUGAUUAAAAUUAUAAGUGAUUUAAAAAAAGUAGAUUCUUUCUCAACAAUAACAGAUUUGUAUGCAAAUGUUUUUCUAUAUUUUAUGCAAAAACAAACUGUUAAAAACAAUGAAUUGAUACAUGAGUUCAUGGAAGACAGUUCCAAUAAAAAAUAUAUUUUAGAUAUUUGUAAAAUUGCAUAUAAAUUGUUUCUUAAAAAUAAAGUAAUUUUUUCUAAAGAUGAAAUUCAAGUUUUCCUCACUGAUCAUGAUAAAAACGAAGAUGAUUUUUUUGGAUUUAUAGAAAGGAUUGAAUCAGAUCUGGGUUGUUAUUAUCAAUUCGCACAUUUGACAAUAAUGGAGUUUUGUGCAUCUGUAUAUGCAUAUAAUUGUUUAAGUAGUGAUGAGAUUUUGGCCAAUAAGAAGCUGGAGAGUUGUUUAUCAAUGAUAUGUGGAUUAGCCAAUAAAAACAAUAACAGUUUAAUAAAGUAUUUUGUUAACCUGAAUUCCUCAAAAAAGUUCUAUAAAGAACCUCUACUUCUGCAUUCUAUUAUGAAUCGUCUAAGUAAAAGUUAUUUCAUGAAGUUAUUCUUUGAAUGUUUUUACGAAUGUGAGUCAUUUACUGAUGAAAUAAAAUCAUUUGUUAAUAAGAAAAGCUGGAGUAUAUCAUUUAUCGAUGGAAAAACUUCUUAUUUAACUGCUUGCGAAAAUCAUUUUGUAAAUCAUUACAUAAAAAAUAAAGGGAAGUUAUUGUCGUUAAAUGUUUAUAAAAACAGUUUGCAUGAUGAAGAAAAAAAACUUUUUAUUCAAUGUUCAACUAAUGUUUGCAAUGUCAUUUUUUAUCAUCCAAUCGAUUUCGGAGAAUGGAAACCAAAAAAUAAGAUAAAAAAUUUAGCAAUAUGGAUCUCAGAUAGUUUAGUAAAAAAAUAUGAUUUUGAAAAAUACUUUCUUCAUUGGAUAAUUCUUUGUGAUAAAUUAGAACUUAAACUUCACUACGACACUGAUUUUAUUAAAGAAAUUUGCGAAUGGAUUCGUUUAUCAAAUAUCAAGUUUGAGAUCUGGUACCGUGGAAAACAUUUCGAUAACCUUGAUGAAUUAAAAACCUUAACAACACGAUCAAUUAUUCGAUAUAUAUCAUGUUAAAUAAAAACAAUAACUAUAAAUAACUAAUGAAAUAUUUAAAGUAUUUUGUUAAGAUAUGUUUUUAAAUAUACGAAUUAACUUUCUUAAUACAUUUAUUAAUUCAUUAUUA